Molecule: messenger RNA, 3259 nt
Organism: Rhododendron vialii
Lineage: Eukaryota; Viridiplantae; Streptophyta; Magnoliopsida; Ericales; Ericaceae
Product: G-type lectin S-receptor-like serine/threonine-protein kinase B120
Exons: 7
Coding region: 464-2965 (833 amino acids)
Biological process (GO): recognition of pollen; protein phosphorylation
Molecular function (GO): ATP binding; protein serine/threonine kinase activity
Source: RefSeq, a predicted model, not a curated record
UAGGAAAUUCUGAUCAAAACCUUAAAAAAGUCACUCUAAGACAAUUUUUUUUACUUUGGUUCAUAUUUUUAUUUUUCCUGUUUCUCUUAUCAAGACGAACCAAUAAACCAAAAAAAUGACAGACAAAAUAAAAUCCUGAAGGAUUAUUAAGCAAAACACCCCUUAGCUCAUUACACAUCUACAUCAAGAAGGUGAAAUCGUAAAAGAAAAGCUAUGGUGAUGAUCCUAGAAGAUGGGUUUGCUGACUUCUGGUGUAUAACAUGCCUGUGGAGUUUGAAAACAUUUAAUUAUUGUUGUGUAUCUUUCUCCUUUUGGAUUUGGUUCUUGACUUGGACAGAGGGAACUUACUUGGAAGAAUGUACUUCGAAGGUUAAGGACGUCCCCACAUGAGCUACUUGUCUGGUUGAUUAUAUGGGCAUAAUCUGAGUCUGAAAAUCUAGUUGCUAACACCGAUAAUCCAAGGAUGACGAAUUUCGCUCAUUCUGUUUUCUUCUUGAUUUUUUCAUUUUCGGUAUUCGCCAAUUCCUUAACAGAUACAAUCUUACAAGGACAGUUAGUCAGAGCCUCAACCACCAUCACAUCUUCUGGUGAUGAAUUUGAGUUGGGAUUCUUUAUUCGGAGUGAGUACUCCACGAUAAACAGUUAUCUGGGUGUUUGGUACAAAAGAGUUUCGGUACAAACUGUUGUUUGGGUAGCCAACAGGGAUUACCCUUUUGCCGGUUCCUCUGCGGUUCUCACCAUAGCCGUGGAUGGAAACCUGGUGAUAAAGCAGGGAAGAAUUACUUACAUGCUGUCAAACAUAUCAUCAAGUGGAAACACUAGUGCCACCCUUAUGGAUUCAGGAAAUCUGGUUUUGGUUGACACAAGAUCUGGUGAUUUACUAUGGCAGAGCUUUGACUACCCUUCAGAUACUCUCUUGCCCGGAAUGAAGCUUGGUCAUGAUAAGAGAAAUGGAAAAACUUGGUCUUUGUUGGCCUGGAAAAGCAAGGAAGACCCCGGCCCUGGAGGGUUCUCUAUUGCACUCGAUCCUCAAGGGACAAACCAGUUUUUCAUCCUAAAAGGGUUUCAAAAGUAUUGGACUGGUGGCACGUGGAAAGGACAAAUUUUUGCUUUGAUUCCUGAAAUGGGUGAGAACUUUGUGUUCAAGUGCACCUAUAUUUCCAAUGAAAAUGAGAGUUAUUUCACUUACUCUAUGAGGAAUCCUUCCGUGACUGGUAGAUUGGUUAUGGAUAUAUCAGGGCAAAUUCAGGCGCUAAUAUGGGUUGAAACGAUAGGUGAAUGGAACUUGUUUUGGGAUCAACCGAGGGAGCAGUGUGAUGUUUACGCCUACUGCGGGGCUUUUGGAUCCUGCUAUCAAAACCCUAUUCCGUUUUGCCAGUGUUUUCGCGGUUUUCAACCGAAAUCUAUAGGAAAUUGGAAUGCUGGCAACACGUCUGGAGGGUGUGUGAGGAAAACUCCUUUGCAGUGUGGCAAUGAUAGUGAAGUUAAUGGACAGAAAGACCAGUUCCUUUGGAUAUCAAAAGUAGGAUUGCCUGACAAUCCAAUAGUACUUUCCCAAGUUAGAAGUGUUGGAGACUGUGAAUCGGCUUGCUUUACUAACUGCCCAUGCUCUGCUUAUAAUUAUGACGGCAAUGAUGGGUGUUCCAUAUGGCACGAGGAGCUCUUGAAUGUGGAGCAGCUGAUAGACGAUGACCCUGAAGGAAGAGAUUUUUAUCUAAGACUGGCUGCUUCUGAGUUUCUUCGCGAGGGAAAGGAUCCAAGAAUCAAGAGGCGGAAAUGGAUUAUUCUAGCCCUUGCAGUUCCCACCACGCUGCUGGUUACAGUUGGCUUCUUUUAUUGCUUGUGGAGGCAGAAGUCACGAAACAAAGGGGAGGAUUUGGUGUUAUUUGAUCUUGGCACAAGCAUUGGAGCUGCAAAUUGUAACAUAAAUGAAUCUGGCAAGAGUCAUACCGGUAAAAAGAAAGAAGUUGACUUGCCAUUUUUCAGUUUCGCUAGUGUAUCUGCUGCCACUGAUAACUUCUCUAAUGCAAAUAAGCUUGGAAAGGGUGGUUUUGGACCAGUAUACAAGGUAAGAUUCAAGGGCUAUGAGGUGGCUGUGAAAAGGCUGUCAAGAAAGUCUGGACAAGGAUUGGAUGAAUUACAAAAUGAGGCAAUGCUCAUAGCAAAACUUCAACACAAUAAUCUUGUGAGACUAUUGGGCUGCUGCAUUGAGAAAGAUGAAAAGAUUUUGAUCUAUGAAUACAUGCCCAAUAAAAGCUUGGAUUUCUUCCUUUUUGAUCCAAUGAAAUACGGAAUACUUAGCUGGGAGUUACGUGUUAACAUCAUCGAAGGAAUUGCUCAAGGGCUUCUCUAUCUUCAUCAGUAUUCCAGGUUACGAAUUAUCCACAGAGAUUUGAAACCUAGCAAUAUUCUCUUGGAUGAAGAUAUGAACCCCAAAAUAUCUGAUUUUGGGAUGGCAAGAAUUUUCGGAGGAAAUGGAUCACAAGCGACAAAUCGAAUUGUCGGCACUUACGGCUACAUGUCACCAAAAUACGCCUUGGAUGGUCUCUUCUCAAUCAAAUCAGAUGUCUUUAGCUUUGGAGUUUUGUUGCUAGAGAUUUUGAGUGGCAAAAGAAGUACAAGAUUUUAUAGUAGUAACUCCGUUAAUCUUCUUGGAUAUGCAUGGGACUUGUGGAAGAGCGGUAGGGGAGAGGGCAUAAAGGAUCCAAUAUUACAAGAUAUACCUUCUACAAAUACGCUGCUGAGAUAUGUAAAUAUAGCGCUGCUUUGCGUCCAAGAAAGUGCUGCUGAUAGGCCUACCAUGUCGAAUGUUGUAUCAAUGCUUAGCAAUGAACUUGUGCUUCCGGCCUCUCCCAAGCAACCUGCCUUUUCAAAUGGUAGAAGUGUGCCAGAUCAAAAUUCAGCCAAACAAUUAAAAAUUUGUUCAAUAACCGAUGAAACAGUCUCAAUUUUGGAAGGUCGAUAGCACGUCGCACUUCCAUCUGACAUUCAUGAUAUCUUCAUGGUUUGUUCCAAGGAGAUAUUCAUGUUUCUAUUCUUAAGUAGAAUGGAAGCUGGAAAACUAGUUGAACUAGAUUUUAACGGUGUUGAGAAAACCAUAUCGAAAGUAGAGGAGUCCAAAUGUAUUGUUGAGAAUGUUUUCACGUGUAAUAUCUGCUCUUAUAUCCUGAAAAUUAAAACCGGUUGUUCAUCGGGUACAGCAUGUUGCCAAUGAAAGAAGGCAGGUACUAUUUUCUGUAAUGUUUCUUUCUAUGUAAUG